GCGGAAAGAGCAAGAAUCAUAUCGCUGUUUCAGACUAUGGUAUUGCCUCACGCUCACUGGACACACAGUGGAAAGGUUAACAAGCGAAAAUACAGACAAAAAAAAAGAGGCGAAAAAGGUAAAUAAAAGGAAGGCAGAAAUAAGGUGGGCUUGAGAAGUAAAGCUAAACUAAAAUCAAAUGGUGCUCGUACGUUGUUGGGGUUUCCAUUCUCACCGAUUUCACCCAAGGUAGUUGGGGAAAUUGAAGGCAGUCAAUUGCUGUUGUAUCUUUAUUGUGAUCUAUUUGAAGCCUCGGGUAGUUCAUGAACUAUGGAUGUUCUCAUGAUUCACAAGAUGGUGUACAUAUUUUCCUAUGGAAUUUUAGGAUCAUUCUCCAACACAUAUCUAAUGGUUUAACAUAUUAAAGAAUUUCUUGUAUAAAACUGAUUUGAUGGCUAAAAUGUUCAUGUCCUCUUCAGGGAUCUUAAUUGUGGCUUUAAAGUUUUCACAUUGGAGAUCUCACUUCUCCUUAUAAUAGAUCCUUGAGCUCAGAAGACCUUCUGCAUCAAUGAGAAUUCAAAAGAUUGGCCAUCAGAGUUCCAAACAUAGUAAAACUUUUUCCUUAUCCAAAGCAGAAGAUAACCCUGUCUUUGGGGCAGACUCAGGUGAUGAUUCUGAUGAUUUUGAGCUCAAUGAGUUGUGCUGUGAGCUUGGCUUGGUAGAAGGUCAGCUGUGCAGCAUACCUUAUGAACUCUUUGAUCUGCCAGAUUUGAGGGAAAUAUUAUCUUUAGACACUUGGAAUUCUUGUUUAACAGAGGAAGAAAGGUUCUAUCUCUCAGCUUACCUUCCAGAUAUGGACCAGCAGACUUUUUGUUUGACUAUGAAGGAACUUUUUGAUGGCAGUGAUCUAUAUUUUGGGAAUCCAUUGGAUGUGUUCUUCAAAAGAUUGAGAGGUGGAUUCUAUCCUCCGAAAGUGGCUCAUCUCAGAGAAUGUUUGCAGUUUAUACAGAGGAAAAAGUAUUAUCAUUCAUUAAGAUCUUACCAUGACAGGAUGACAAAAAUGUUCACAGACAUGAGAAGGAUGUGGGAUCAGUAUGAAAUGAGCCCUGGUGUUGAGGAAAGGAUUUUGAUGUGGAAAAAUAAGAGAAAACAGAGAGCCAUAAAUUUGCUUGAUCUUAACAAAUUUCCCAAGGAUGAUCACCUGUUAAGUGAGGAGGUUAGCUUGCACAUGAAGGGACUGAAGCCAGUAGAACAAACGACAGCAAAAGAUGUUUUGCCUUCUCUCUCUGCAAGUGAAAUGAAAUUUGCUUCAAACUGCAGAGCAAAAGGUUUUUUAAAGAUAAAGGUAUCUGGGAAUGGCUUAUUACCAAAUCACAAUCCAAAAAUAAUUGGCAGUGACGUUUCAGAGCAGUGUCGAUCUGUACCCAAGGGAUUGUUGAAAAUAGUACCUAAAGUUACUUCUGUCCAGCUGGAACAAUCAGAAGUGGUGCAAAGGGGAGCACAAUCGACAUUUCUUGUCAGGGACCAAGGUUUACUGGAUUUUAAGUUUUCUUCCCUGCCAGCAUAUGUACACUUACCAGAUGCAGGUGGCCUUCAUGAAUCACCAUUUUUAAGGCAGAAGGUUGAUGGUGGAAGGCUUCAUUCAACUCUAAACCAACCUCAUUGUUUACUGAAUCAGCAAGAUUGUACUAUGAGAACCUGUCAUCACUCAGAGCCUACCAGAAAAAUAGAGAGGCAAAUAAUUCCUUCUUCAGAUGACAUUUCGGUUUUAGGAAAACACACUUUGUUGGCAGGUGAUAUCAGAGGAGACCCUAAUGAGGAAUUUCCACCAAUGUAUCCAAUGGGUGCAAGGAAGCAUCCCUUUGGUGUUGAAAGUUUGGGGCCAAAUUUGCACAAAGGAACUGAAGACUUUUCCCUGAGAUCCUUGGAAUCACACCCAUUUGGUAUUCAAUAUCACCGCAGGCAACAGCGAAUAGCACUCAUGAAAGACGAGCAUAUCACUGUAUAUCCAAGAAUUCUAGAAGCAGUUCCCAGAACUUCAGCCAUUUCUAAUGUUAAGCAGGAAGUGUUAAUGGCAUCUUCUUCAAAUCCAAUGAGAAGUGAGACUGACUUCGGUGCAAAAAAAUCAGACAAGUUAUUAAGUAAAUCCAGUAUUUCUGAGGGGUUUAAAGAUGAAUCCGUUCUGCCUUUGACAUACAAGCGUAGAAAGGCUCUAGCUAACACUAACUCAAUAGACAGUGGCAAGACUAUAACAGCUGGAGCUGAUUUGAGCUCUAAUCAACGUUUGGGGAGGGUACAAGAGCAGUGAAGAUGAAAUUUCUGAGGGUGGAAGUACAUGCCCUUGACCACGGAACCUUGAGCAACAAAUCAUGGACUAAAAUAGGUAUUGUUACUGAUAUAAUAAUACUAGUACCAAAUUUCUGUUAGUAGUUUUCACGAAAUCUCUGUAUUAUAUGGUUGUCAAAUGUGUAAAUGAAAUUAUAGCAGUAAAUGGUUAUUCCCCUGA
Messenger RNA from Hevea brasiliensis (rubber tree), 2485 nucleotides. RefSeq lists its product as uncharacterized. The coding region runs from base 548 to 2287 and encodes 579 amino acids. NCBI's taxonomy places the organism in Eukaryota, Viridiplantae, Streptophyta, Magnoliopsida, Malpighiales, Euphorbiaceae. The transcript is spliced from 2 exons. The record is from RefSeq and is a predicted model, not a curated record. Gene Ontology annotation, cellular component: Ino80 complex.